AUGCUUGGUCGACUAGAGAUGGAUGUGGAUGCAUGCAUCUACGCCUACACUGAAUUGAUCAAGGUGGUAUUCAAAGAGAAGAGACACCGAGCACCCUUUAGCUGGAAAGGACGUGUUCAGGCACGAUUCGACAGUGCAAAACUGAGGGCGGCAAUUGAAGAGGUGAUCAGGUCCCAGGGUUACGACCCGAACGAAAAGUUCAAUGAUGAGGAAACUUGUGGAUGUAGAGUUUUCAUGUGCACUGCGUCAAAGGAGCUGUACGGUAUUACACCCUUGCGAAGUUAUGAUCUCCAUGAGAAGAAGCCUGUCGUAUCUGCUACGAUCUACGAAGCCGCAUUGGCUACGUCGCCUGCCACCGUCUUCUUUGACCCCGUCUCGAUUGGGACACGACACUUUGAGGACGGUGCAUUAGGGGCUAGUAACCCUGUCGAAAAGGUGCAAGGUGAAGCAUCUGAUAUUUAG
This is a messenger RNA of Exophiala aquamarina CBS 119918, 462 nucleotides long. RefSeq lists its product as uncharacterized. Gene Ontology annotation, cellular component: membrane. Gene Ontology annotation, biological process: arachidonate metabolic process. NCBI's taxonomy places the organism in Eukaryota, Fungi, Ascomycota, Eurotiomycetes, Chaetothyriales, Herpotrichiellaceae. The record is from RefSeq and is a predicted model, not a curated record. The transcript has 2 exons. The coding region runs from base 1 to 462 and encodes 153 amino acids.